Terrapene triunguis (Three-toed box turtle) is the source of this 1337-nucleotide messenger RNA. Its product is annotated as actin-related protein 2/3 complex subunit 5. The transcript is spliced from 4 exons. Gene Ontology annotation, biological process: regulation of actin filament polymerization; Arp2/3 complex-mediated actin nucleation; cell migration. The record is from RefSeq and is a predicted model, not a curated record. Gene Ontology annotation, cellular component: Arp2/3 protein complex; cytoplasm; actin cytoskeleton. NCBI's taxonomy places the organism in Eukaryota, Metazoa, Chordata, Testudines, Emydidae. Bases 96 to 551 code for a protein of 151 amino acids. Gene Ontology annotation, molecular function: actin filament binding.
UCUACUCCCUGCGCAUGCGCGGUGUUGCUCACUGCGGGAAGUAGGGGGCGGGCACCGCCCUGCGGAGGUGAGCGGCGCCGGCAGGUUCCGGGGCGAUGGCGAAGAACACGGUGUCCUCUGCGCGCUUUCGCCGCGUAGAUGUGGAUGAGUAUGACGAGAACAAAUUCGUGGAUGAGGAGGAGGGAGGCGACGGCCAGGCCGGGCCCGACGAGGGCGAGGUGGAUUCCUGCCUGCGGCAAGGGAACAUGAUGGCUGCAUUGCAGGCAGCCCUGAAGAAUCCUCCAAUCAACACCAAGAACCAAGCAGUAAAGGAUCGUGCAGAAAGCAUUGUCCUGAAAGUCCUCAUCUCUUUCAAAGCCAAUGAUAUUGAAAAGGCAGUACAGUCUCUGGACAAGAAUGGAGUUGAUCUGCUAAUGAAAUACAUCUACAAGGGGUUUGAGAGCCCCUCUGACAACAGCAGUGCUGUGUUACUGCAGUGGCAUGAAAAGGCUCUCGCUGCUGGAGGUGUAGGGUCCAUUGUCCGUGUCUUGACUGCCAGAAAAACGGUUUAAGUUCAGCAGCCAGUGACUGCCUGCCGUGGGUGUGCAAAAUGCUGGUACAAUGACCAAAACAACCAAAUGCCACUGCUGCCCUGGGGGUAGCAUCUGUCUCUCAGCUUGCCUUCUUGCUUCCUCUUUCAUAUCUAUGACAAAAUAUGCAUAUCUGAUUUCCUUUUGCUGUUUGGGUAAUAAUAGAGGUGCCAUUUUAUUUCUAAUAGGAGUAUUUGGUACUCUCAAAAGCAUUUCAGUGACAUAUACACAAGUCUUUGUGUAAGAUGAUUUGCAUUCAUGUAUUAUCAUGCCAGAUUUUGACCUGACUUUCCAAGCAGAUACUGAGGGACUCAGGGCAGUGUCUUAAUUCUUUAGCUAACCAGGCAGUGUUCAAUGUAAGCUGUAUGUUUGAAAAGAUGGUGCAGCUAUUAAUGGAAACUGGACUAUGCUUCUCCUGGUCAAACUCUGAACCCUACAGCACAAGUACAGUGGAAGAACAAGCUCUGGCUCAGAAAAGAACCAGAAUAUCCAUCCAGUGAGUUGAGUAUUUUUUCCUAUCUCACAUUUAUGGUUUAUCUUGGUUUCCUUUGAUCAUUCAAGUCUUGGGUCCACAAUGGGAGAGUCACACUGUUGUAGAAUUGUCUAAGGCAUCACAACACAAUUGUAUGACGUAUUUAAGGAUGAAGGUCCAUUUCCCCUGGGCUUGAACCUAGUGAAGCUUUCCUUUUUUGGACCUGAGAUCCUGAUGAGGAAAAGUAGAAGGGGCUGUUACACAGUUAAAUCCCAUUGCAGCAUGUUGGGAUGGGG